AAAUUUUUUGGUAAUUUUUCCAAAAAAUUUCUAUUUCUGGUGUUUGUUAUUUUUUAAAAGAAUAAAAAAGUUACAUAUUUCUCAAGAAAAACAAAGCAAGUGUUACAAGAUAUUUUUUAUAAUUUGUUUAAAGUGUGAAUAUAAUGAGUGAUUCUCAAAAACAGCAGCGUCCCGGCGCUACUCCCAUUAAAAAUCCACUGUUAAGUGCUUCGGUUACAGGUUUAACAUUCGAUGAUUUCCCCAAUAAGCCUUUGUUACUGCCGGCAGCACCUCCUAUUGUACAUGCAACGGUUCCGGCUCCAGUCGUUACUCCCACUGGAUUAAUAAGAGAACACAAAUCAUUGGUAACAUUGGGAUCUUCUUCGUUAGAUACUGAAAAUCUUGAUGAAAUUAAUUUAAACGCUUCGAAUGAAGAAAGUCAGACAGCUGAUACCAACGAACCGAAUCCCCUAUUGGAACAAUCAAAUCUAGGCGUUAAUAGUGAUUCUAUAUUGAGUCAAGCGGCUUCUUCGUUUUCUGCGUUGCCUUCGGUGGCUUCUAAUGUGUUUUCAACAUUUUCCAAGCGCAUAACAGCUAUUUCAAGUCGUGAAACAACACCAACAUAUGAUCAAGGUCCUCAGGAUUUGAAUAGUAAUCCUUUAGUUCCACAAUUGGAUAUACAACCAACUUAUAAUCAACAGCAACAAGCAGGUUUAUCACAACCACCUCCGCCCUUUUAUGCACCACCUCCCGGUGGUAAUUAUUUUGCGAGUACAUCGGCCUCAUUGACCCAAGAUACACAGACAAGUGUACCACCACAACCUGUAGAACCUCCAAAGUUUUACACGCCUGCUGAAGUUCCAUCAAUACCAUCAGCAAGUGGGGCUCCCCCCGCUAAUGUAGGUGGACAAAAUAAUUUUCGUUUUUCUUCUAAAAAAAAAUUGUAUGCUCCCAUACCUGGACUGUCAGAUCAAACUGCCAAUCCAGUUACUACAUUAGAUCCAUCAGCUGUAAGUGCUCCAAUUUCAUACGACACCCAGUACAGUGGAAUCUCUGCAAACAAUUAUUAUCAACAACCCGAAUAUCCCACUGCCGAAGAGCGUAAAAAUAAUACAGGUUUAUUUUCAAAAAUAAGCAGCCUUGCUCCAGCUGGUGUAUUGCAAAAUAUCACGGGACUAGUACAAUCUGCAACAGGAUCCUUAACACAAAAUAAACCUUCUGCUCCAGUUGUUGAUCAACAAAAUAACUAUUUUACGGGACCACCUCCACCAACAAACUAUUUCGUACCACCUUCACUAAGUGGUCAGCAAUCGACUUCCCAAGAUACCCAACCUUCAUCAUUUUUUAUUGGCCAAGAAUCUGGACCUACCCCUUUCACACCAUAUGACAGUAAUUCCAAUACGCAAUUAAAUAACUUAUUUAAUCCACAACCUACUUCAGCAAAACUACCACCUGCUUCAGUUUUAUUCCAAAGUAAGCCAUCUUCAUCUACCGAGACAUCACAGACUCAAAUUCCUUUCUUUAAUCCAUCUAACUUGCCACAUCAAAUAAAUCCUAUUCCUACCAAUCAACCGUCGCAAAACCAAAAGCCCCCAUCUAGGAAUCCAUCACGGCCAAGCAGUUCACAUUUGCCACCAAACACAAAUGAACAGUCUGCUCCAACAUUUUUCAAUUCAACGCAAUCUAAUCCCACACAACCGACAAUAGAUAGUGCUCCCCCAGUAGCUUUCUUUGAUCCAACAAAACACUUACCAUCAAAUAACCAAGAAAGUUCACCCCAAUUUCUACCACCAACUGUAGAUCAUAAAGUUCCUCCACCUGUAAGUGGACCUACUUCUUACCGCUUACAAAAGGGAACUAAACUUUAUAAAAAUUCUUUAACCCCACAAGAAACUGCGCCAGUUCAUGUUAUAAAUCAAUCUUUGUCUACAUUUCCUAUACCACCAACCGUUGCUACCCCUCAAAGUGUUCCCUUAUUUGCUCCACCAUCUUCUGUAGGGCAAAUAACAUCAACUUCAAGUUUUGGGACUAAUCAAAGUGUUCCUUUGGUGACUCCAUCUGUGGAUGAAUUUAAUGCUAGUGCAACAUUAUUUGCUCCUCCUCCUGUAGGAGAAUUGAAAUCUACACCUCAAAGCGUAUCCUUAUAUGCUCCACCUUCUGUAGGAGAAUUGAUAACUAACGAACCAAUACAAAAUAUACCUUCGUUUGCUCCUCCACCUACUGCAGAAUUAAUAACUAAUAAUUCGGCUCAGAGUGUUCCUUUAUUUGCACCUAAUGUAAAUGAUACUGCACAAAGUGUUCCUCUGUUUGCGCCAUCCGUAGAUGAUCUUAAAUCUAAUGAAGCAAUAGAAAGUAUUUCCUCGAAAGAUCCACAAGUAGACGAGAGUAAAAUAGAGCCAACAACCCAAAACGUUCCAACUCCUAUAACACACACUGAAGAAAAUAAGUUGGAUAAUCUUAAAACUAAUGUACCAGAACCCAGUACAACUGCUGAAGUCACGAAAUUAUUAGAUUCAUCUGAAACUCAGGUUCCUACACAAGACACAAACUCACUAUUUGUUGACAAUAAAGCAACACAUCCCGUAAUUGAACCUAUUGAACCGGUUGUAGAAGAUAAAAAUACUGAAAUAAAAAACCAAGCAUUAGCAGAUCCCUUGGAAGAAACAAUACGCAAGCUGUCUUUAACAGCCGAGUCAUCUUCUGAGACUAAAACCCUAACAUUACCGCCCAUCACUACACAACACAACUCGAAUAAUCCAUACCGGAGAGGUUCUGCUACUGAAACUACAAAACCAGUUGUAAGCCAACCUAUAUUGGCUAACUUUUUUACGCCUCAACCAUCAACAGGCUCGGGCGACCUUAAUUUCUUUGCAACAUUGCCUGCUGCUGAACCUAAUUUGGAUAACUCUAGCAGUGUAGUUAACUUCUUCUCUCAAGCUGCUCCAAAUAAAGAAAGUAACCAACAAUUAUCACAACCAAAAGAAACUGUACAGGGAGAUACGACUAACUUUUUUACCACUGUUGGCAAAACUGAAGUAAGCCCCGCGGGUUUAGAUGUUAAGCAAGACUUAAUACCUAUUCAACCAUACACACCAAUACAACCACCUAUUACUGCCUUCUUUCCUACUCUACCAACGAGUAUAGGAUUAGUACCAGCAGUUCUAGAGGAGAAAAACGAUAUCACCAAACAACUUAACGAAUCAUUCGUGCAAGGUAACGUUCCACCACCUAUAGGAUUUGAAGGCUUCACGCAGUCAGAACAUAUUGCCCCUAUAAAACCAGCAAAUACUACUGUUCAAGAGGAAACUACUACAAUUCAAAGUCAACAGCCUGAAAUUGUCAACAGAUUUUCAAAUUAUUUUAAUCAAACAAAUCAAGAGCAAGAAACUGCUAGAGAUCCUGCAACAUUCUUUGAUUCAUUUCCUGGCCAACAAGCAACACAAUCUCAACAACAUACAGUUGAAGUGACCGCUCCUAGUGUGGCAACAAACGAAGAACAGCGUAUACAAUAUUUUUUCAAUAACCCACCACCAAAAGACGCAAGUGCUGUUGGAGAUUUAAAUUACGAUUUAGUUCACAGCGGUUUAGGCAUUAAAAAUAUACAACAACGUUCAUUAACACCAAUAUCGAACUUGGUAGAACCUCCUUCAUCUGCUUGCUCGGAAUUUUCGGAAUUCAGCAAUUCUACAGCAGGACAAAAAUCAAUCGCGGCAAAUUUAUCGAUAACAGAGAGUAGCGAGAAAUCUGUAGAGAAAGAGAAAAACAAAAGUAUUGAUAAUAGUGCAGUUUUGGAACAGGAUACAAACAUUAAACAUUACGAAGAACUACCAGAGGAAAUUUUAAAAGAAUUAAGAAUGGCGAAUAUAUUAUCUAAUGAUAAAUCAGCCUCUACCCCUAUGGCCAGUGUGUCUUAUAAACCAGCUGUUAAACAUUGGUUUUUCAAACGCACCAUAAGUGAUAAACAGAUUUGGGUUCCAUUUAGUCAUUAUGAUUCAGCUCUUCUGGAAACGAGUCUUUUAAUGGAAAAUGAAGAAGAAAAACCCAAUAUAGUGGCUGUAGAAGGUGGUCGUUAUGACGUCAAUAUAAGUGAACGCAAGAAAAUGAGCGUAUAUUGGGAAAGUGAACCGAUUGAAGUGCGUCGUUGUUCCUGGUUUUACAAAGCCGUUGAUUCAAAAUAUGUUCCCUAUGAGGAACAGACCGCCGAGGUAUUAGAAAACGAAUAUAAACAAGCCGCUGAGAGUGGCGUUUGGCAUAAAACAAUUAUUUUGGGCAUGGGAGAACAAGUAGUAUUUCAUGGUCCUACAGUUAUAGUACACUUUCAACAACAACAAAAUACUGAUGCCUGGGGUGGAACUACACAAACUGCCACUAGACCUCGCGUUGUUAAACGGGACUUGGAUGAUUUUAAUAUUGAACAGGGUGAAUCGCAAAAGGUAGACCAUUUAUUGUUUAUGGUACAUGGCAUUGGCUCCGCUUGUGAUUUAAAAUUAAGAUCUGUUGAAGAAGUUGUUGAAGAUUUUCGUACUAUUGCUCGUCAAUUGGUUCAGAGUCAUUAUAAAAACUCUACUGAUUUGGGUUUGGUGGGACGCGUUGAAGUUCUGCCAAUAUCCUGGCAUAGUCAUUUACACUCUGUUGAAAUGGGUAUAGAUGAAAAAUUACGUAUGAUUACAUUAGAAUCUAUACCUAAAUUAAGAAAUUUCACCAACGAUACCCUAUUGGAUAUACUUUUCUACACUAGUCCCACAUUUUGUCAAAAAAUUAUGAACACAAUCGUUCAAUCAAUGAACACUUUAUACUUAAAAUAUCGCGAAAGACAUCCCGAAUUUAAUGGUGGUGUUUCAUUGGCUGGUCAUAGUUUGGGUUCUCUUAUACUUUUCGAUUUGCUUUGUCAUCAACAUCCCAUUAAAGAGAGUGAAGAAAAAAAUCUUGAAAAUCCUGAUGAAUUUUUAACUCCAUCCACUUCUAACACCCAAAUGGAUUCGAAUCAAUUAGAUGAUAAUAAGCAGAUAAGCUACACUAUGGGACCGGCUGGAACUGGACAACCUUUCAUCAAUUACGGUCAAUUAAUUUUCCAACCUAAAAAGUUCUUUGCUUUGGGUUCUCCCAUAGGUAUGUUUGUCACCAUUAGAGGAAUCGAUAAGUUGGGCUUAGAUUUCCGCCUGCCAACCUGUCCCGGUUUCUAUAAUAUAUUCCAUCCUUAUGAUCCUGUUGCAUAUCGCAUUGAAGCUUUAGUUAAUCCUGAUCUAAGUGGUGUACGUCCUGUUUUGAUUCCUCACCACAAGGGACGCAAACGGAUGCAUUUAGAAUUGAAAGAAACUAUGACACGUGUUAGCAUGGAUUUAAAAAAUCGUUUCUUGGAUAAAUUUAAAACAACUCUGGAUAGUGUCAACAUAUUUGGUUCCGCUUCCAAAACAACGAAAGAAGCUGAGGAGUUAAUGGAAAAAGAAGUUGACAAGGUCAUUCAAAUGCAAAUGGAAUUAGAGCAACAAAACCAUAAUCAAAAUUCGAAUGACAAAUUGACACCUGUAAACGAUUCUCACAACGGAGCAGCUGCUGCUUCCAGACCAAGAACCGAUUCAGUAUCUACUCAUAUGUCCGAUGAUGUAGUAGAAAUCGAUUUGCCCUUGGGCAAACUUAACGAUUCCAAGCGUGUUGAUUAUGUAUUGCAAGAAGCUCCAUUGGAAUUUAUUAACGAGUAUAUAUUUGCUUUAAGCAGUCAUGUGUGUUAUUGGGAUUCUGAGGAUACUAUAUUAUUCGUCAUGAAGGAAAUAUAUUCCGGUCUUGGUAUCACCCCCGAUAGCCAAGUUCCACAGCAAACAAUGACCAUUGAACGUCCAAGUUCACGUAAUAGUUUAUUAUCUUCUUCUUAAAUUUAUUACCUAUAAUAAGUUAAUAUUUUAUCUUUUAUUUUUAUUCUAUUACUUUUCUCGUUUAAGUGUUAUUCUUGUUUUUAUAAACUACAAACUAAUUUUUUUUGCUGCUAAAUUUCAAUUAUUAUCAGCUUUAGCAACCAAUGAUGAUGGUUAAUUAUAAUUUAUUCAUCAUUAUACAGAUAAGCAGCUUUAUCAAAUUUGAAAUUAUUUAUAAGAUAAAUUUUUCAAAUAUGUAUUUAUAUCAAACUAAACGAAUUGGGAAGGGUAAUUGUUUAACAUUUCAUCUGUUCGUACUUUGUAUGUAAUUUUGUUAAGAAUUUUUGUAAAUUUGUUUUAAUUUUAUUCAAAAUAUAAACACUAAUUUCAUAUAUUAAUAAAUAUGUAUUUAUGAGAUAACUACGCAUAAUUAUUUAA
Messenger RNA from Lucilia cuprina (Australian sheep blowfly), 6266 nucleotides. It is a transcript of the gene PAPLA1, whose product is annotated as mucin-12. Gene Ontology annotation, molecular function: metal ion binding. The transcript is spliced from 10 exons. Gene Ontology annotation, cellular component: COPII-coated ER to Golgi transport vesicle. The coding region runs from base 144 to 5849 and encodes 1901 amino acids. The record is from RefSeq and is a predicted model, not a curated record. Lineage: Eukaryota; Metazoa; Arthropoda; Insecta; Diptera; Calliphoridae.